Hirsutella rhossiliensis is the source of this 1779-nucleotide messenger RNA. Its product is annotated as PSP domain-containing protein. Gene Ontology annotation, biological process: mRNA splicing, via spliceosome. The transcript is spliced from 2 exons. Lineage: Eukaryota; Fungi; Ascomycota; Sordariomycetes; Hypocreales; Ophiocordycipitaceae. The coding region runs from base 1 to 1779 and encodes 592 amino acids. Gene Ontology annotation, cellular component: precatalytic spliceosome; catalytic step 2 spliceosome; nucleus. The record is from RefSeq and is a predicted model, not a curated record.
AUGGCCGCCUCUAAAAUGACCAAAAACCAGAUGCGGAGGGCCAAGAAGAAGGAGCAGAAAAAGGCCCAGGAACAUGUCGCGAGCAAGCCGCAAGAUGAGCCCGUCCAAGACGACCAAGGGCCAACGCCACAGCCCGAAAACCCCGAUGCCGACGACUCCGCUGUCAAGAAUGCGGAUGCCCCCGUCACUGUGGACACACCUCUCAUCAUCGAUGAUGAAUUCGCAGACAACCCUGCUUUUGCCGCCUACAAGGACAUCUUCACCAGGUUCGGCGUCUCCUUGGAAGAGGACGAAAUAGCCAGGGAAGCAAACGCAGGCAAUCAGGGCACCGUGUUCUUUGACGACGAUGCCGACAUUCCCGACGAGGAACAAGAAAACGCGACCAAGACCAAGCUGUCCAAGAAGAAGCGCAAGCAGAUGAAGACACUCUCUGUCGCCGAGCUCAAGGCCAUGGUCAAGCACCCAGAAGUCAUCGAGUGGAACGAUGUCUCAUCCUCGGACCCCCGCACUCUCGUCCAGAUCAAGGCCCAGCGCAACGUCGUCCCAGUUCCCUCGCAUUGGUCUCUCAAGAGAGAAUACCUGUCGUCCAAGCGCGGCAUUGAAAAGUCGGCCUUCCGACUGCCCGACUUUAUCGCUGCGACUGGCAUCGCCGAGAUGCGAGAUGCUGUCUUGGAAAAGGAAGCUGAGCAGUCCCUGAAGCAGAAGCAGCGAGCACGCGUGCAGCCAAAGAUGGGCAAGUUGGACAUCGACUAUCAGAAGCUCUACGAUGCCUUCUUCCGGUUUCAAACCAAACCAGAACUGACCCGCUAUGGGGAGGUGUACUACGAGGGCAAGGAGGCUGAAGUUGACUUUCAGCAUUUCCGUCCGGGAGAGUUGAGCGAUGCCACUAAAGAGGCGCUUGGCAUGCCUCCAGGCGCCCCCCCACCCUGGCUUAUCAACCAGCAGCGGUUUGGCCCUCCCCCUUCCUACCCGACCUUGAAAAUCCCCGGCCUGAACGUGCCGCCUCCUCCAGGAGGUGUUUGGGGAUUCCAGGCAGGUGGCUGGGGUAAGCCUCCCCUUGACGACAUGAACCGUCCCCUUUACGGAGGCGACGUGUUCGGUCUCAACAACCCAACCGCUGCCCAGCCCCAAGUCGCACAGCCGGAGCUGCCAGCAGGGGACCCAAUCGACCGCGCCAUCUGGGGUGAGCUACAGCCCCGCGAGGAAGAGUCUGAGGAAGAAGAAGAGUCAGAGGAUGAGGAUGACGAAGAGGAGGCCGACGACGAGGCCGGCGUCGAGGAAAUUAGUGGUCUCGAGACACCCAGCGGUUAUGCAACUUCUGCGGCGCAUGCCCGGGGCAUGGAGACGUCCGUCUCAGGCGAAAUGGACCUUCGGAAAGAGCGAUCUGGCUUCGGUACUGAAACCCCGUCUGGCCGCGCGGCCUAUACGGUCCUGAAGGAGCAAAAGGCACAGGGCAGCGGGGGCCUCUUUGGCGUCGGCCACCAAUAUGACCUGAGCUCGGCCAUGCCUGUCCUUGGCGCUGAAGACGAUUCACGCAAGCGCAAGAAGCCUGGCGAUGUGGAUGUGGCGCUAGAUGUCGACGCCCUGAACCAGCACGACGGCAUCAGCAAGGACGCCCUCCGCCAGAAGUUUGACGAAGGGAGAAAGCAGGACGGCGUCGGCGCCCACUGGCAGCACGACGAAGACCUGGCCGACAUGAUUGCCGAGGAAAGCCGCAAGCGGCAGAAGACGGAGAGGGAACGAAUGGACCGCCGCAGGGAUGGCCGUGGUAGGCACUGA